AGCAGGACCACGCCAUAAUAAACGUUCGUAUAAAAGGCUUGUGUUGCACAUCUUCACGAUCCUACAGCUGUUGCGAAACAGCGCAAAAUCAGGACACGGCCUUUGCUUCUCAACUGUCAGUCGGUACUGCGUCUUGCAUAGAUCAACAGGCUCAACACACCAAUUAUUUAUAGAAUAUCCGAUCACGUCUUGUAGAAUUACGGUGCUGAAGAAUGCGUGCUUUACAGACUCGAGGGCCACAAACGUUGCACACACGUCGCUAUGAGGCAACGCAACGGCAGGCUAGCAAAGUGAAGCCAACAUGGUCGCGUCUGGAGACGGUCGCCGUGAAAGCUGCCAGUAUAUCAGUACCUGUUGCGAUAUCAGUAAAAUACAAGGUGGAAUUUGGGGAGUCCUUGCGCCUGGUUGGCAAUCAGUCGUUCCUCGGCAACUGGGAUCCGCGGAAGGGUGCGGACAUGUCAUGGACAGAGGGCAACAUCUGGAAGGCCGACGCACGUGUCCCAGUCGGGACAGAGGUGAAUUUCAAGGUGGUGCGGGUCAAGCCGGACGGUGGCGAGGCGGUUUGGGAGGAUGGCGACAAUCGUUCCUUUAAGAUCCUGGGUCCCGACUACGGACUCAACAUCACGUGCCAUUGGUCUCGGGGCGGCGACAUGAAGGUCGAUGCCUACCGCCUGGGAGCCGCAGCGGAGGGGGCGGCGGGGAAAGGCGGGCAGCAUCAGCAGCUGACAGCAGGGGUGGCGGGGGCUGCUAAUGGCAGGGGCAACGGAGUGUCGUCAGCAGCAGCAGCUGCUGCUGUGCCGGCGCUGGCCACCUCCCUCGCCUCUGCUGACGGCGACGGUAAUGGCAGGUCCCCCUCCUCCUCCUUCUCCUUCUCCCCCUCCUCCCCCUCCCUGGACGACGCCUCCCUCCCCAACCGCCCCGCCUGGGUGGGCCCCGACCCCGAGUUCCUGCGCUCCCGCCGGCCGGCCGAGGCAGAGCGGGGCCGGGGUGCUGGGGCGGUGUGGCGCACGGAGGGGCUGAGUGGGGUGGAGCUGGAGCUGGUGCGGGGGGACGCGGAGGCGCCCAGCUGGCUCAAGAAGCUGUCCCUGCAGAAGCGCCUGCUGGUGGACGCCCCGCCCGCCUGCCGCCCCCGCCUGCCCGAGCUGGCGGCGGUGUACGUGUACGCCACCUGGGUGGGCAACGGCGCGCUGCCGUGCGCGGAGGCGGGCAGCCACUACCGACCCAACCACCAUGCAAACCUGGCGCUGCAGAUGUUCAGGUCCCUGGAGUGGGUGAUCGGCGACGCCGCCUCCGCCGCCUCCUCCUCCCGCCGCAACCCCGCCGCCGAGGCGCUGCUGCUGGCGGCGCGGCGGCUUCACGCGCGGCUGCCCUCCUUCAGCGGCCAGUUCCGGCAGUCGGUGCCGCUGACGCGCAUUCGGGACAUUGCGCACCGCAACGAUAUCCCGCAUGAUCUGAAGCAGGAGAUAAAGCACACGCUGCAGAACAAGCUGCACCGGAGCGCGGGUCCCGAGGACCUGGUAGCCACGGAGGCCAUGCUGGCCCGCCUCACCUCCGCCCCCCCGGGCACAUACCCGCCUGCAUUCAUUGCCGAGUUCGAGACCUUCACGCGCGAGCUAAGGGAGUUCUUCAACGCAGAGGGCCUGGUAGACCUCCUGACCGCCACCCUGGAGUCGGGUUCGCUGGACGAGCAGCACGCGGGGGCGGUACGGCAGCUGCUGGGCGCCAAGCAGCGAGUGGACGGCGGGGGGGCGGGGGGGAAGGGGGCGGGGCUGGACGACCUCAUGAACCUCAUGACGGCAGUCACGCAGGCUCGCUCCUACUUCGCGGCGGGUCUGGUGGCGGGUCUGCGCAACGACGUGACGGAGGAGGUGCUGGCGCUGCGGCAGCGCUGGCGGCUGGCUGACAUCCGACUAGAGGAGUUCGCGUUCGUGGUGCUCAGCCGCAUUGCGGGGCUGCUGGAGGAGCAGGGCGCCGCCUCCAAGCUGCCCCGCGCCCCCAACCACCAGUGGUCGGCCCCCCUGGCCGCCCUCACCUGCGGACUGCGGCACAUGGGGCUGUCGCUGUACGACACACGGGAGCUGAUGUGUUUGGAGAACGAACUGCAGCGCUGGCACGGACUGUGCCCGCUGGUUGAGACCCGCGAUGCCGCCCUGCGCGCCCGCGCCACCCUGGACCGGGUGCUGCGGGUGGCGGGGCAGUACGGCGAUGCGGUGGCGGGGGUGUACGGCAGCCCGGCUCGGCAGCUGGGGGCGGCACUGGGGCUGCCGGAGCACAUGGGGGCGGUGUUUGCAGAGUCGGAGGUCCGCUCCUCCGUUGCCUUCCAGGUGUCCCGGUUGGCGGCUCUGCUGGUGCGGGCGCUGAGGGCCGCGGCGGGGCAGGAGGCGUGGGACGUGCUGGUGCCAGGUGACAUGACGGGCACACUGCAGGAGGUUCCGCAACUCGAUGCAGCGGCGCUAGCUGGCGGAGGAGGAGCUCCCAGCAGCAAUGGCAGCAGCAACGGCAGCAGCACCUCCCAGCAGGAUGAAGAGGGGGAGGGUGUGGUGCUGGUUGUACGGCGGGCGGAGGGCGAUGAGGAGUUGGGACCGUUGGGUCGGCGGUUGCGGGGUGUCGUACUGUUGCAGGAGCUGCCGCACCUGAGCCAUCUGGGGGUGCGGGCGCGGCAGGAGGGGGUGCCGUUCGUCACAUGCGAUGACGAGGAGACGGCGAGCCGGGUGCUGAGGCCGCUGCUGGGACGCAGCGUUACGGUGUCUGCGGGUGCGGAUGGAUCCGUCAGUGUACGGCAGGCGGCGGCGGUAGGGAAGGACGGUACGACAGGCGGAAGGGCAGCGGCGGCGAAGCCGCCGCUGCAGCCGCCGCCUUCGGCGGCGGCGGCCGCCGAAGGCGGCCGCGGUGACGGCGGUGACGAAGCCUCCGUCACCGCCGUCUCUGCUUCCUUCCUGGGCGGGCGGUGGGGUGAGGUUGUUGUUCCGCUGGAUGUCGCGGCGGAGGCGGCGGGCCGCUGCGGCGCCAAGGCCGCCAAGUGCGGGUCGCUGGCGGCGCUGGCGGGGCAGUCCGGGGGGCUGUUUGCGGCGCCGGCGGGGGCGGUGCUGCCGUACGGGGCGAUGGAGGCGGCGGUGGCCGCGGCAGGGCGGCAGCGGGAGUACGAGGAGCUGCUGGGGCGGUUGGAGGAGGGCGGGGUGGUGGGGGCGGAGCUGGAGGCGGCAUGCGGGGAGAUGCGCGCACUGAUCGGGGGGUUGGAGGUACCUGCCGGGUUGGUCCGGGAGGCGCUGAGCACGCUGAAGCGACUGGCAUCCUCCUCCUCCUCCUCUUCCUCCUCAUCAACCCCAGCAGCAGCAGCGGCCUCCUCCCCACAGGCCCCCCUGCAGCAGCAGCAGCAGCCUCCGCUGCUGCUGGCAGUCCGCUCCAGUGCCAAUGUGGAGGACCUGGCGGGAAUGGCGGCGGCGGGUCUGUACGACAGCGUGGUGGGGGUGCCGGCGGAGGAUGAGGCGGGGGUGGCGGCGGCGGUGGCGGAGGUGUGGGCGUCGUUGUACACACGGCGGGCGGUGCUCAGCAGGAGGUCCGCGGGUGUACGGCAGUCCUCCGCCCGCAUGGCCGUACUGUUGCAGCAGCUGGUGGCGCCCGACCUGAGCUUCGUGCUGCACACCGCUCGGCCGCGGGACGGUAGCGCCGAGGUGCUUCUGGCGGAGGUGGCGGCGGGGCAGGGGGAGACGCUGGCGGCGGGUACCCGCGGCAGUCCCUGGCGCUUCGAGGUGGUCAAGUCCAGCGGCCAGGUCACCACCCUCGCCUUCGCCAACUUCUCAACCGCUCUGGUACUGCCGGGGAAGGGCAAAUCCUCCGCGCUCUUCGCAGCCUACGCCAGCGGCGCAUCCACAGCCUCCGCCUCCGCCUCAACAGCCUCCAUGGAUGGCAACAACGGCCCCGGAACCACUAACGGUCAACGGAAACCGUUGGGCGCGCUCGUGGAGCGUGACGUGGACUACAGCACCCAGCGCAUGAGUGUGGAUAACGACUGGCGGUUGACGGUUGUCCGGCAGAUGGCGGCGGUUGGGUCGUACAUUGAGGGUGCGAUGGGCGGUGUGGCUCAGGACAUUGAGGGGGGUGUGGUGUUGGGGCCUGAUGGGAGUGUCAGCAUGCAUGUGUUCCAGACGAGGCCGCAGUGAGGGUGGGGAAGAGGAAGAGGAGGUGCUGUGUGCCUGGCAUUGCGGGGCAGCAGUGAGAAGGGAAGAGGAAGAGGGAGGGCUGUGCCUGGCAUUGUGGGGCAGCAGUGAGGAGGGAAGG
Astrephomene gubernaculifera is the source of this 4278-nucleotide messenger RNA. Lineage: Eukaryota; Viridiplantae; Chlorophyta; Chlorophyceae; Chlamydomonadales; Astrephomenaceae. The record is from the annotation of a GenBank genome assembly.